GCCAGUGCCAGAGAGGGAGCCUGCAGCAGGGAGAGGCAGGGAAGGACCGCUCAUCCCCCGGGUACCGCAGCCAUCCAGCCAGAGGGGCAGCGAAACCCAUCCCCAGGGAAGAGGGCUCUGCACAGGGCAGGGACCCAGUGGGUUCUGAGCCAAGCCUGCAGCCCCUGUGUCAUCCUCCUCCUUCUCCUCCUCCUCCUCCAGCUGCACGCUGACAGACCAUGCCAGGCCUCUAUGCUCUCUCCUCCUGGGAGGCUCUACCCCUGAAGAGCUCCACGGUGAAGGCUUGUGCCAACGGAUACUCCUUGAGCAUCACUGCUCACCUCAAGUACACCAACCCCCACGAGGAGCCUGUGGAAGGCAUCUUCAUCUACCCCCUGGAGGAGUCGGAGGUGGUGGCUGGCUUUGAGGCAGCAGUGGGCAGCCGGCGGGUGACAUUCCAGGUGCAGAACCGGCACCGGGCGCAGGACUGCUGCCUCCAGUGCAGCCCCAGCCCCGGCCGGCCGUGCCGCUGUGCCAGUGGCCACAUUGUCCUGGAUGAAGAUGCAGAGCGUUCCACCUUCAUCAUCGUCACGGGCACGCUGUGCCCAUCGGAGAGCCUGGCUGUCACCCUGAGCACGGCGCAGGAGCUGCCCACGCUGCCGGACGGGGCCCUGCGCCUCCUCCUGCCCCCCGUGCUCACGCCCCGCGUCCCCUCCGACCCCGAGAGCGAGCCGGCAAGCUUGUGUGACGACAGGUUGGCCCUAUGCCCCACCAGCUGUUUCGGGGGGCCAGGUGCCCGGAGCCAAACACCCACCAUGGCACCUGUGGAGAGCAUGGAUGUCUUUCGGGGACGACCCUGCAACCCUUUUCCUUAUGAAUUUGCCUUCGAGCUGCUGGUGAAGGGCCCCUGCUUGCUGGCAGGGCUGGAGAGCCCAUCCCAUGCCCUGAGAGCUGAUGCGGACCCUUGGGCCAGUUCUGCCACCACCACCUGCGUCACCCUGGCUGAGCCCCACCGCUACGACAGCGACCUGGAGAUCAUCCUCUACCCUUGUGAGCCCCACCAACCCCACCUGGUGAUUGAAGAUGGCACCAUGACAUACCCCGAGUAUGAGGCCCACAUCCGGAGCCGCCGGGAUUAUGUGCGGAUUGCCAGGAAGGACAGCAGUGGCGAGAGACAGGUGGCUUUUGUGCAGAGGCGUUUCCACAAAGACAUCUUCCCCAACCCUGUGCUGAUGCUGAACUUCUGCCCAGCGGUGGAGGGCAUCCCUGGGGACCUGCAGAGUGUCACCCGUGAGAUCCUCUUCCUCAUCGACCACAGCAGCUCCACAAGCAGCCCAGACCUUGAAAAGGUCAAGGAGGCUUUGCUGGUGGCCUUGAAGAGCCUCCCAUCAGGGACCCUGCUCAACAUUGCCAGCUUUGGUGCCAAUGUCAAGCCACUCUUCCCAUCCAGUCGCCUCUGCAGCAACGAGACCCUGCGCUGUGCCUGUGAGCACCUUGGUGGGCUGCGGGUAGACUCCAGCAACACCAACCUGCUGGCAGCCCUGGGCUGGGCGUUGGCACAGCCCCUCCACCACGGAUACCCCCGCCAGCUCUUCCUCUUCACUGGCACAGCUGUGGGCAAUGCAGGCAGGAUCCUCCGGCUGGUGCGCAGGCAGGCCAGCACCGUCAGGUGCUUCAGCUUUGGCAUGGGCCCGCGGGCUUGCCGGCGGCUGCUGAAGGGCAUGGCCAGGGUGAGCCGGGGCCGUGCUGAGUUCCUGAGCCCGGCCGAGAGGCUGCAGCCCAAGCUGAUCAAGUCCCUGAAGAAGGCGAUCGAGCCGGCCGUCAGCGACAUCACCAUCGACUGGUACGUCCCCGACAGCAUGGAGGCUCUGCUCUCCCCCACCGAGCUCCCAGCUCUCUACCCUGGCGACUGCCUCAUCAGCUACUGCGUCCUCUACAGCAUCGCCCGCUUUGGCAACAGGCACCCCCCGGGCCGGGAAGGGGCUCGCCGAUGUUCCCGGGGCUCAGCCUUUCCCUCCCAGGAGGAGGUGCCCAGUCCUGGGGAGAGCCACCAGCCACGCCAGAGCAACCCAGGAUCUGGGGAUGCCUCCCUGGAGCUUUUUGCUGGGAGUACGGAGGUGUCAGAGCGGAGUAUCGAUCCCAUAUCGGGGGGAGACAUCUGGAAGCGGAUUUACCAACCCUCCUACAUCCAGGAGCAGUAUGUCUUGACACACUGUUCUGUCAGCACUGACCACAGCCGGGGGCUGCUCUCCCGCAGCUCCACCAGCAGUGAGUCCACUGGCUCUCGGGAUGUAGCCCCUGAGGGAGGCUCUUUGGCCCCUGGUGCCGAUGUCACCUCCCAGCAGGGCCAGAAGAGUCUGUCCCUCUGUGAAUCCUCCACCAAAUCUGCCCCACUGCCCUCCGCCCCAGCUGGCACCAAGGUGACGGUGGCCCUGAGCACAGAGGAGCUGGCACGACAGAAGAAGGUGCUGGCACGUGGUGCCUUGGCUGGACGCAGCUUUUCCACACCGCACGGAGAGCUGGACACCCACCGGCUGUGCCGGGCCCUGGAGAAGGUGUCGCAGAAGAGGAACCAGUCCCUGCAGGGGCAGCUGGAUGAGCUUGGACCCCAAGCACGGCAAAUGCAGCCCAACACAGUGGAGUCAAAUAACCUCCUCUCGCCCACACCCCUGGACUGGGACAUGCUGCUGGAGCCCUCCUACCUCUUCAGCACCUCACCAGCACCUGAGCCGAGGCAGCCCAGCCUGGGUGAUGCCAGCCUGCCCCUGCGCUGCCAGGUGGUGAUCCACGCCCUGCGAGCUGGCAAGCCUGUGUCCUGGGAAGUGACAGCCUCACUGGAGUCACUGCUGCAGCCCCAAGAGGGGCUGGGCAGGGAGGACCCACCGCGCCGGGGGGCCAAGGCCUGGGACAAGCCGCUGCACCGCCUGGCAGCGCGCUCCAUCAUCCGGGACAAUGAGAGCGCGGCACAGCGGGAAGCUGAGCUGGAGCAGGGUUUUGCCCGCCGGUUUCGCCUGAAAGCCGUGCAAACCAGCAAAGCCUGCAAUGUGCCUUCCCUCUACACCCGCCUGGUGCCUGUGGACAGUGCCACACAGGCAGCACUGCCUGCAGCCCCCGAGGUGUGGAGCACAGCUGGCUCAGCCAGCCGGACACGAGCUGCUGCGGCAGGGAACUGGCACCACCGCAGCUCCUCAGCUGGGCAGGGCCAGCACCAGCAUGCAGAAGAGCAGGAUGAGGCCCCUGGCACUGCAGAGCAAGACGAGACCCCCAGGACUCCAGCCAGCAUCUCCUCCCCCACCUACGGCUGGGAAAAGCAGAACUGCUCAAACGGUGUGUCCAGGCUGGCAGGGACCAAGGGAUGGAUGAGGGGGGGACACAGGGGGCACUCUGACACCCUACUGCUGGCAGCUGAGAGCUGGAGCAUCCACUGUGCCCUCUCCACCCUGGGCACACAGGCUGAGCCACUGUACCAGGUGGCGGGGAAUGGGAUGCACCUCUGCGUGCAUCAUGUUCCCGCUGUGCUCAGCUCUUCCCCCUUGCAGGGCCUCCAUCCAGCCCCUCCACCACCUCCAUGGGCUCCCAGAAAUCCACAGAGAGCAUCGCUGGCUCCAGGUGACGCUGUGGGAUGGGGGGAUGCAAGGGACCAAAAAAUGGCAUGUUGUGGGGAGAGGGGAACAAUACCACUUUUUGGGUGCUGCUGGUCCAAUGUCCUCUGCCAGCUCCUGCAGCAUAAGUGGGGGAUUUGGGGCUCCAGCCCCUUCCCUGCAGCAGGCUGGGGUCCAGCUGCCCUUUGGGAACUUCCCCCCGCCCUGUUACAUUGCCUGUUGCCCCACAGGUUUAGCCUGAGCAGGCGCAGGGGUCCCAGCCUGGCGCUGCGCCCGCAGUGCCUCAGCCCGGAAAGCGAGUGCUCCAGCAACCAUGUGAUCCAUGACUACCUCCCACUGGUGCAGCUGCAACAAGCCACGGGGCCAUUCCAGCUCACCGAGAGCUUCUCCGAAGUGGUGCAGAUCCCCCUGGACCGCCUGCGCCGGGCCUCCCCCUACGCCUCCCACCGUGCCAGCCUCAGCCCCGUGUCCCCAGGGGCCAGGAGCAGCCCCAAGGCAGGGUCCACUGGCGAGGAGGGCGAGGAGCCCACCACAGACCCACAGCCCAGCUCGCCCCCAUCCCGGAGCACUUGCUCCGAGGUGCCCAGCGCAGCCGUAUGGGCGCAGGCGGACAGCGGGCACGGCUCCGAGUCCGACACCUGCCCCCACUCAGCUGCCCCCUCCGAGGCUGGUGUGAGCUGUCAGGACAUGGCACCGGAGGACCUGGAGAGUGCCAGCUGGGCCACAGCAGUGGCCUUGGCGUGGCUGGAACAUCGCUGUGCUGGAUUCUUUGAGGAGUGGGAGCUGGUGGCGGCCAAGGCAGAUGCGUGGCUGCAGGCGCAGCAGCUGCCCGAGGGGGUGGACGUGGGCUGCCUCAAAGGGGCAGCCAGGCACUUGUUCCUGCUGCUGCGUCACUGGGAUGAGAACAUCAAGCUGAACAUGCUGUGCUACAACCCCAACAACGUCUGACAGCCACCCGCGGGGCCA
Molecule: messenger RNA, 4547 nt
Organism: Myiozetetes cayanensis
Lineage: Eukaryota; Metazoa; Chordata; Aves; Passeriformes; Tyrannidae
Gene: VWA5B2
Product: von Willebrand factor A domain containing 5B2
Exons: 20
Coding region: 219-4529 (1436 amino acids)
Source: RefSeq, a predicted model, not a curated record